CGCGAGUGUCGUAAAGUCAUCAUUAAAUCGCUAAAAUUGUAAAAAUGUUAGCUGAAACUUGUCGAAAAUGAGGGAUUCGCGAUCGUGGAGUAAUAGAACUGUAGUUUAGAUAGCUUAGGACAAAAUGCUUUAUUAGUAAAAUAGUGUAAAUAUUUUAAAAGAGGUAAAGAGUGAUUUCAGUGUGCAAAAGUCAUAAGACUUGUGUCAUCUGUCUGCUCUUCCUUCAAGAUGGCUCCUCCACCGGAGUAUGAUAAGGAACCAAAAGCCCCGGAUAAAAGUGUCACAACUGUUUCCAAUGACGAUUCCAAAGUACUGUAUAAUAUCAUUAAGGAUCAGUCAACUAAUUCUGAUAAUAAAAUCACGACAGCGGGUGCCAACUCUGAAGGGGAGAAUAAACACGUGGAGACCCUUGAUGACGGUCAACUACGCGCGCUGCUUGAUGAGGCUAUCACAUACAAGUGCCCCAAAGACCGCGAAGGGAAGAGCAGUCUAUUCAAGGAAUUGCUCGAGGAGGUGGAACAGGACGAACAAGCGUGCGAGGCAGCGGCAAGAGGGUUGGGUGCGGGGCGCGGGGGACGGCGCGGGCGAGGCCAUCGUGAACAUCACUCCAGCUUACAGGACCUCGUGGCGGCGAUGGCGGGCGAGGCGGCGCCGCGUCGCGGUCGCACACACGCGCACGCGCACGCACACACCGCGCCGCCCGCCGCCAGCGUGUCCGCGCGCGCGCUGCACGGCGGCAGUCUGCCCUCCGGCGUCGACACCUCGUUCCUGCUGAGCGAGGAAGCGGGCGGCAUCGGCUGCGGGCCCACCCGCGGCGGCUACCUAGCCACGGUGCGCUGUGUCAACCCGCCGCCGCUGGCGGAGCGCCGCGUGUCGGCCGGCGACGCCAACCCGCCCGAGCAGGCGCAGGCCUUGCAGGCGCAGGACGAUACUGCCAGGAGGAGUAAGCCGUCAUUCCCGAUGACGUACACGGCGCGCGCGACGCUCGAGAUCGGCAGCGGCAGCGUGUGCUCGGGCCGCGCGGUCACCACCACCACCGCCUCCAACCAGGUGCGUACCCCCUCUCUCUCCGCACAACGCAACCACGAUGCGCAAACGAAACUGACUAAUGCCUUGCGCAUUGGCACGGCACCGAAGGGUGGUGGUGUCUCCGCCAGCGUGGCGGGUGAACCGCGUGGCCCCGGCCAGCGGCCGCAGGCUCGGAGCGAGCGACGCGAUAGUAAGAUGAGUACUACCCAGACGGCGAACGGUCGCGGCUUUCAAGGAAAUGAGUCGCUGUGGAUGAAUAGUGUGAAUAAUUGGUACAGCAGUCUAGAUAAAUAUUAUAAUCUUACUGUCGCAGCUGUCGCCAGUCGAACCGAAUUCGUUACAAAUAAACAAGUUGUGGCGAACGAUUCGAAUAUAUAUUUAAAAAAUGAAACUGAACAAGGAAAUAAACAAACACAACAAACAUUUUUAGAUAGAGCAAAUUUUUCGAGUCGAUUUAACGAAAUUGAUAGAUUUAAUAAAAGAAAUAUGAGAAAUAUAGAAGAUAAAAAAAAAUAUUCAUUCAACCUGUAUGAAACCCCCAAUGAGACUGAUAUAAAAAACGGAUUCAAAAACGAUCACAAAGUUUUUAGUGAUAUCGAUAGUGAUAAUAGUUUAAGAAAAAAAUAUAGAGAAAGAGUAGGUCAUAAUUUAGUUGCACCGAACACGUCGAUAAUAAAUCCUAAAAAUUUCCGAAACAUGACUAUAGGCGAACCGUCGUGUUCCGUUUCUGUAAAAAAAUCUUACGACACUUGUUACGAAAUUGAAGAAAAAUCACCAAGUAACAAAAACUAUACACAAGAUUUUACCUUAAACAAAAAUUACAAAGAGAUUAAUUCUUCUGACGAAAUGCAAAUAAAUUCAAAAAAAGAAUUUGAAAUGCAAGAUAUCACCUCAAAACCUACAGAAAAAACCUCAGAAACAAUCAACGACAAAGAACUUGUCGAUAACAGUUCUGCCGUACAAUCAGAUACGUUUUCCAAGUUUGUCGAUCAGCAAAGAAAGUUUAUUAAGAAUCUAGAAAUCAAUCAGACUGAGGAUAGACAGACUGACUCAAGUAACAAUGUCGUUAAUGAAAAGAAUGAUACAGAUACAAUAUCAAUCAACAAAUCACUUCAUAUAGACAUAAACCCCGAGACAAAUUGUUUAAAACCAAAUGCGAAUACAGAGAAUUUAAGCGAAAAUUUAGUCGAUUUUCAGUCAGUAAGCCAGAAAGAUAUUGCAACACAACUAGAAAAGGUAAAAGAUAAAACCACGUCAUUGGAUCAGGUUUUACUAACUGAUUUACCAAAAAGUUCUUAUGUAUUCUUAACACUUCCAAAAAGCUUCGAUUUGGCUGCUUUUAACGAAAAUUAUAAAAAUAUUAAUAUAACCGAAAUUGAAUGUAACAAUGAUAACAUUACUAACGUUUCCGAUGAAAUCAAAAAUGUAAAAAAUAAAAACAAUAUCAAGAGACACAAAGAAAUUAAUGAAAAUAGCUCGAAUAAAGCAAAUUUAAAUAGUGAUAUUACUGAAAAAUCUGAAUAUUUAAAAAAGAAAUUGUCUCCUUACAAGGAUUUUGAGGUCGAUUCCGCUAUACCGUUCAGCUGCAUAACAACACCGGAGGUGGUGGCCAGUUGCAACACGACGUCGUCCGCGUCACAGCCGACCACCGCUAUCGAUCCUAAGCCGCUGCAGCUGGACUCGAGUUACCGCGCCGUGGCGAGCCUGACGGGCGACGCCGAGGCCGGCCCCGCGCCCGCCGCGCCCGCCCCCGCCGCGCCCCGCGCCGCGCCCGCGUUGCAGCCGCGCAGUGUUAUAUCGAGCAGCUUCAACGGGCUGCCGUUGUCGCGGCCCGGCUACGGCUCGGCCUCGGACGAUUAUAAGGUGCCUAUACUCACUGUGCACUACCGUUUACAGAAAUCUCUUGAUGAAAACGGCAAUGCGGUACAAGGGUUCAGUUCACCUCUCUCAGGCUCUAGUCAACUUAAGAAACCGAGGAGGAAAAAGUCGUCGAAGAACGAGACGGUGAUCAAAUCCCACCAGAUAGACGGCUACCAGGGCAACAAGGAUCUCAACGAGGUGCUCCGCUUCAUCGAGUCGAACGCGGAAGGCGCACGCGGGCCCAAGCUCGGCCGCGUCAAACAUAAGGACGACUCCGACGAUAAAGGGGGCAAGAAGCGCUCCACCGAACGUCGCAAAGACAAGGAGAGCAAGAUGAAGAGAGCUACCUCCAUGGAAGAGCUCUCACGCACCAAGCUCGAGGACCUCACUGAUAAGCCCGCUCUGCGCACAGCCAAACCGCGUGGGUCCGCUGCACCCGCAAAGCCCGAGAGACGCUCCUGGGGAGACGACGCGCGAGCGCUGCUCUACCGCGCGCCGACCUCCGCCGACCCCGAACCCCCGACCCUCGAACUCACCGAGUUCCAGACCGUCACCAAGAAGCGCAAGACUCGGCGCCGCACCGACGACAGCGAGCGCGAGACCGACGCCGCGCAGCGACGCACUCGCCUGCCCUCCGCCGAGGCCCGCGCGCGUCCCUCCGACCCGGCCUCCGCCGCGCCCUCCGACCGGAGCAACGACUCCAACGACGACAUGGACUCCGUCCACUCGCUGCCCGCCCUCGCGCCCGCCGCGCCGGCGCCUCCCCCGCCGCCCCCGCACGCGUCCUACGCCGACAUCGCGCGCACGCGGCAUAAUAUACCGGAUCUCAUCGAGUCUUGCAACUUCUACGCGGAGGGCGAGGCGGAGCCGCGGCUGGACCCGGGCAGCGUGCCGGCCGCGGGCGCGGUGACGCCGGGCGGGGCGCCGGCGGCCGAGGCGGAGCAGUACCCGGUGCUGGCGGUGCGGCGCGCGCGCGAGAAGGCCCCGCCCGCCGCGGUGCGUGCGCCGCGCAAGGAGCGGGCGGAGACGCUGCCCGCGGCCGAGCCCCCGGCCCCGGCGCCGGACGUGGUGGCGGACCGGCGGCCGCCCGUCAUCCUGCUCGACUCGGCGGCGCGGCCUGGCGACAUGGACGGCGUGACGUUCGGGUUCGACAUCAACGAGCAGCUGCUGGGCGGCUCGUCGCGGCGCGGCGCGCGCGUCGACCUGUUGCGCGACGCGCCGGAGCACGCUCGUGCGGGCGGGGCGCUGUCCGUGCCCGUGCGCGCGUGCGCGGCUCUGUCCGUGCCCGUGCCCGUGCGCGCAUGCGUGGCGCUGCGCUACGUGCCGCCCGACUUGCCGCCCAACGCUGCACAAUUGCUGCAGAUCGUCGAUUACGUAGGCGCCGCGUGGGAGGACGUGGUGCGAUGUGGCGGAGGCAAAGUGCGCUACUUUAGCGAGUAGUGCUGACAUGUUGCGUGAAACGUGAAACUUUCGUAAAUGUUCCUGACGAUUCCGAUGUUACGUGUUGAAGUGAGAGUUUAUUUUGAAUAUAAAAUACGCCGUGUAAGAGAACGGUUUUAAUUGAAAAUGAGUGAAAUACUGCGAGUGCGUCCGGUUUAAAGUUGCCGCUUACUGUUUUUAUGCGACGGAAGAAUUCGACCUCGCGACGUGUAAUGCUAAUUUAGAGCAUUCUGGGUCAUUCAGGCCUCUCCCUCUUGGGAGAGGCCUAUGUCCAGCAGUGGAUUACGAAAGGCUGUUGAUUGAUUAAUUGGGUCAUUCAGACACUCGUUGAAUACGGUGAAUGUAAAGUGUAAUACAAGCAACCCGCGGGCGCGACACGAGUACCGCGGCUUGCGCUCUGGCUGACGUGAGCCUAUUCCAAGCGUCACUAUUUUGAUUCGAUCGAUAUAAUGUGACAUUCAAGUUCUAACCAAAAUUAAUUUCGUUUACGCUUUGUACAUAUUAAAGCCAAGAGCAUUUAAUAUUUGUAAUAAAACUUUCAUUCCUAGUGAAAGGAAUUUUAUAUUACAAUCUCAGUUAUAUUAUCGUCUUGAAUGUUAUGAGCCUAUCACGUGAUCUGGUAUCUGAGAGUGUAAUCCAAAUGCGCAGGUGCUAACAAAUUGUACCAUUAAAGCUAAAAUAUAUAUUUAUGUAUUUGAAUUUUUGAGUAUGUCUAAACGGGAUAUGCGAAAUUUCUCAGUACCAGACACGUCGAGUCGGAGUAUUUCGUUUGUACUGAAUGUAAAAAGCACAUUUUGUUUCUGUUGAUGUUUUAUUGUGCUUGAAUUUUGUUAUUGAAUCACGAUUAUAAAUCCUCUCUAACUACUUACUUUUAAUUUGUUAUGUAUUUUUAAGUUUUACUAUUUUACACUGUAAAUAAAAUAAACUAGGAAGUUGUAACUGGCCAUGAGUGAAAAAGGGGUCUUAAUAUUUCUAUUCAUCGAGUCAACUUACCUUGUCUUUUAUAUAAAAAAAAAGUAUAUAAUUCAUAUUUAAAUAAAUGAUUACAAGCUAUUGAUAAGCGCUGGCUUAUUCAUUUUAUUGUUCAGGUAACUGAGCUUGCCUUAUGGCUUAUUAUGUAAUGUUACCGUCAAUUAGAGAAAUCUAUAUACAUAUUCAAAAAAAAACAUUACAUGAUCUAAUAAUUGAUAAGUAUGGAAUACUUACUGAUAAAAAUGGAACUGGAAUUGACUGAUUUACUGUCUAGGCUAUAUGUAUUUAGCCUCUGAAUGUAUUUAUUAUAAGCAAAAAUCGCUUAUAGUUUGUUUACAAAACAACACGACAACGAUGCGUCUAAAGUAAUACAAAUAAUAUCCAAAUGUUUCAAAAAUCUCUUAUCUCGUCUUCCAAAUAUGUCUCGACUUUUUUUUUGAUGUUAUAUAAACCCUCAAAAGAUAUACAUGUAUCAGUAUUGUAUUUUUAUGAUUGUAAUUUGUAACUAAACCCAGAACAAUUAUAUAUUUUGUUUGGCCGAAGUGCUCAGAGUUCUCAAACCGUUAUACUUGUUAUAAUGAUAAUAUAUGUGAUGUUCUCACUGACUGUAGACAAAAUUACUAAAAAUUGUGGCACGUGUUAUGAAUUCUUUUAACUUUUCUUGGGGCUCAAAUUUCUCUUAAUAAAUAUACUAUUUCCUUGGAGACAUACUUUGCGUCAAACUUUUAUGUAUUGCUAUACAAUGAUUCAUAUAUUUCAUAAUUCUUGUAUAAAGCUACUCAUAAAACUGACUGAAUUUAUAAGACCCAAAGCUAGUCCACAUAAAUGAAAAAUAAAAAAAAAUAACAUAUUUUUGUGAGCCUAGUUAAUAGUUAAUUACUAUUCAUUCUUGUAAGUAGGUGUAUGAUUAGUGUUUACAACAUCGUGUUGUUAUAUGUCCUCAUGUAAACUAUGAAUAUAAUGAAUACCGAUAACCUAUUUUAUUAUUGCACUCAUUGUGUGUGAUCUAUGGGUAAUUACGUCAUCAACCUGCUCUUAAUACCUACAUACUUCAAUAGGUCUAUGUAUGUAUACGCGGUCCUGCUAUUGCAUUUUUUUUUUUCGUUACCGUAAUCUUAAAAUAUUGUAACAUUAUAUUAUUUUAUUUGUUAUAUGGAUGGCUUUCGUUAUAAUUUUUGUUCGUUUGUGUGGGUGAAAAUUCUCAUAAUCUCAUUAAACAUUAUUUUUGACCAAUAUCUAAGCGCGUUACUGACGUGAGACGCCUGUUCCCACUUGGUGCGCAAGUGUACCGAUAGAUCCUGCAGAAUAUUUAUUUCUGUUUCCCUACAAAUAUCGCACGUACAAUCGACCUCACAUAGACUAAAUUUAUUAAGACAAUGUAGAAAAUAUAAAAAAAUCCAAAAAUAAUACUAAAUUGUAAGUAGUAAGUAUACUAUGUGUGUUUACUUUUCUCAUUAAAUAAUUAUAAAAGAACAUUAUUAAAGUGUAUGUAUUGUAAAAAUGCUCAUAUCAAAAAUAUAGAAAUAUUAUUUAUUGUUUCUUUUCAUUGUAAAAUAUGUAAAUAGUUGUCCAAAAGUAUUGUAUUAAUCUAAAAAAAAAAUAUUCAGUUGUCAUUAUUAGUGCAUUUGGAGGUUAAAGAGUUCGGAAAAAUUACAUAUUUAGUUGAACCGGUGGCCGCUUAGCGUAACGCUUAAUCGCUGGAAUUUUGAUAUUUUUACUAUGAGCUGGUAUAAUUAGCGAAAUGUAGAGUACAUCGGAUUAUAUGCAUUAUUAAUAAAGUGUUGACUAUAGAAAACUAAAAAAACAAACCAUUUUCUUUUUUUAAAUUAUACUAGCUCAAACAACGCCGGAAUUUUUAUUUUUGUACUCCUUAGGUAUUUUGAAACUGCCCCUGGAUAUUUUCUAAAUAAGCAAAGAGUGUGCUUUGGUUUUUUCAACUUGCUUCAUAGGUUGCCUCUGAAAAUGUUGCAAUAUAACCUUAACAAUAAAAAGACUUGAAUAUUUUAUGCGAUAUGUCUGAGAGUCUAAAUAGUUUUUCAUAAAAGAAUAAAAAUAUAGUAUGAAUGAGCUACAUAUUCUUCUUAAGUUCAGUUCCCAAGAACUGGAGUGAUAAUUAAUGCUUAGAAAUUAUUGGCAAAAUGUAAAUGUAUAAAUAAAUUAUUGCGGAAACAUAAGUUUCUACAAUUGUCUCUGUAUCUGACUAUCAAUAUCACAUUAAAUUUAAAAUAUAGAGCUAUUUAUUUUAAGAUUAGAUAAAAAUGUAGAGAAUAUAAAUGUAUAAUGGCUCUGGCUACAAUUUUAUUUUUUUAUUCAGAAAUCGAGACAAUUGUCAUGUAUAUAUAUUAUAACCAUAUUAAAAAUAUAUUUAUCUGCUUUACAUCUAACUUAGCGAUUCUAAUUUUUUAUUCUGUUUCUGAACCGGAUAUUAUUUUAUGUAUUAACUUAAUAUAGUUUGUGAUUUUAAACCUCAUAUUAUUUAUGACCUUUAAAUAAUAAAUUACAUUGCAGAUUAUUUUUUAAUAGUUGUCGGCAGAUAGCAAAUAGCAUUUUCUUGUAUUAAAAUAAAUAGAACCAAAUUUAUCAAAUGAUGUUUAUUAUAAGCUUAUGAUUACACUUUAUAUAAAUAUGCUUGUUUUUAAUUAAGGAAACAGAGUAAAAAUCUAGCAUCGUUUUAACUGUAAAUUAUUGGUUUAUAUAAACAAUAAUGUAACCAACUGCAAUUUACAGUUAUGUACUUUUUCACUGUUUCCGUUUUCUUAAUAAAAAUGUUGAAAA
Molecule: messenger RNA, 8076 nt
Organism: Nymphalis io (European peacock)
Lineage: Eukaryota; Metazoa; Arthropoda; Insecta; Lepidoptera; Nymphalidae
Exons: 11
Coding region: 229-4329 (1366 amino acids)
Source: RefSeq, a predicted model, not a curated record